CACACAUUGUCUGUGGUGCACCGGGACGAGGAUUUAAGCACUGAGACAUUCACAACACUCAACAGUGAUGGAAAACUCCGCAGGAGGAGGUGACGCUGAUCCGCGUGCGCUGAAAAGAGGGUGUUAUUCUACGCGCCACAUUUCAACACCCUCUUCUUUCUUGGAAAUGCCGCUAACCAAAAAGUGUUUAAAAUACACAUCGCGUGUGCUGACUGAUUACAGUAUGUGGGCCACUAACCGCGUUGCAAUCUGUUAUUCACUCAAGUUUAACUCCGGAGCCACAAGAAUCGAUCAAUCUCGUUGACCGCGUGUGCCACUCGUGCGUCACCGGGUGCGCACGGCACCCUGCCUGCUGCUGGAGGAGAGAGGCUGUGCGCUCACACCCACUUGGAACAAGGCGCUGGAAGGAUAUUUGCUUUCAACGCAUUCUCAUUUUGCAGACCUACCUCCGCGCGCUGACACGCGCGCAACAACUUUGGAUGUCCUUUGGGGAUGGUGUUGCGCUUACGCCGCGCGCCGUGGCGGACGGAAAACAGGAUGGCUGCUCCUCAUAACGGAUCCAACAUAACGGCAAACUACACCAACCAGUUCGUGCAGCCGCCGUUGCAAGUCGCUCUCUGGUCCGUCGCGUACAGCUCCGUGAUGGCGGUGGCCGUGUUCGGAAACCUCAUCGUGAUAUGGAUCAUCCUGGCGCACAAGCGCAUGAGGACGGUGACGAACUACUUUCUGUUAAACUUGGCGUUUUCGGAGGCGUCGAUGGCCGCGUUGAACACCUUGAUCAACUUUAUCUACGCCACCCACGGGGAUUGGUACUUCGGGAAAGCGUACUGCAAAUUCCACAACUUCUUCCCGGUCACGUCCGUGUUCGCAAGCAUCUACUCCAUGACCGCGAUAGCUGUGGACAGGUACAUGGCCAUCAUCCAUCCCCUCAAGCCUCGUCUGUCGGCGAAGGCCACCACCGGAGUCAUCGUCUGUAUCUGGAGUCUGGCCGUGGUUCUGGCCUUCCCUCUCUGCUACUUCUCCACCACCCAGACCCUCCCCCGCAGGACCGUCUGCUACGUGGCCUGGCCCCGCAUGGCCGACGACCCCUUCAUGUAUCAUACCAUAGUCACUGUUCUGGUCUACGUGCUGCCCCUAGUGGUGAUGGCCAUCAACUACACCAUUGUGGGCAUGACUCUGUGGGGAGGGGAGAUCCCGGGAGACUCGUCAGACAACUAUCACGGACAGCUCAGGGCUAAAAGGAAGGUGGUAAAGAUGAUGAUCAUCGUAGUGGUGACCUUUGCCCUCUGCUGGCUGCCCUAUCACACUUACUUCAUUGUAACCGGUCUCAACAAGGCACUGAAAAAGUGGAAGUACAUCCAGCAGUUUUACCUGUCAGUGCUGUGGCUGGCAAUGAGCUCCACCAUGUACAACCCCAUCAUCUACUGCUGCCUCAACAGCAGGUUUCGAGCCGGCUUCAAGCGAGCGUUUCGUUGGUGCCCGUUCAUCCAGGUGUCCAGCUACGACGAGUUGGAGCUACGCUCCACGCGUCUGCAUCCAACCCGCCAGAGCAGCGUGUACACGCUGUCGCGGAUGGAUACCUCCAUGGUGUUGCUUUACGACCCCACCGUGGGCAACGGCGGCUCUGGUAGGAAGCAGUCCCUGUCGGCCAAAAAGAGAAGCUACGUCACUUCUCGCCACACGGAGAUCGCCAGAUGCAACGGCGACGGUGCAAAGACGCAGAACGGAGAGGUUCCGUGCGUUCAACCAGAAGAUUUCUCUUGAAGGGUGCAUUCAGAGACACAUGCAGGCAAAGAAAAGUCAGAUUGCAGUGGACAUACAAAUGGGGGGAACAGAUGUUUGUUUUUUAUUUAGACCGGAUUUCUUUAUCAGCUGAGACACAGUGUGAACAAAUGAAUUUUCAGUUGAACCCUUGUUCCCCUGUUCCCUACAUUAACGCUUAAAAGCUUAGAGUAUUAAAGCACUUGUAGUAAAUCUCACCAAGACGAGUAAGGCAGCUUAGAUACAUUUCACAGCCGAACUGCUGUAAGCAAAUACAGCAAGCACCACAGGUUUUUCCAGCGGUUUCCCAAACAUUGUAUCUUGUGUUGUCUUGUAAAUUACUGACAGAGAGGAGAUGUGCGUGGUGCCGGAGGCUCUUUCACAAAACCGGAUUCGAGCAGUAUUUACACGCUGUUCCAAGGGGCAGAGUCACAAUUCACAAAAGGAUUGAUGAUUGCAAAAAACGUCUCAUCCAUCCUCACGCGUUAAUUAUUGAUACCUCUCAAAAUCAAUGAUAGCGGAAAUGAUCCCGUAGCAAAUUGCCAGUUGGUGAAACCAACCUCUGCUUUAGGAAAGAUCCAUAUUGCCUUAAGACACUACAGUUUGGGAUCUAUUCUGGACCUGUUGAUCGUCUAAAUUCAAGACUUUGCCUUUAAGAGAUACUUUGAAGUCUUCUUCCUAUCUAAUGAAAGUCCCUUUUGCAUUAAUCACAUACUGCAAGUAGCUGUUCCAUUAUAGUACUUUCAGCUCUGACUGGAAAUAGCUUAAACGCAGCCAGUGUGCUGCUGCUUAAUUAACACUUUCAUUAUUUUACCACAGUAAAAAUUAUUGAUGACUAAAUGAAUCUGUUCCGUGUGGAGCUGCUAGGAGUGCAAGACCAUCUCACAGUGGAGAGGAUUCGAAAAAACAACAACGGUGGUUUUAAUUACUUAAGAAUGUUAUUAUUUUAAUUUCCAUAUGUAACUAAUAAGUGCAAACUCCAUGUGACGCGGAUGAUGCACUCUGCAUCAAUUUCCCCCUGAAGCCACGAAUAAGCGGCUGCAGAAGGGGGCCGAUUGAACGGCGGUCGAUUGAACCUCAUUUGGUGCAGCACGCUGAUGAAAAGGGAACAGAUUGAAAGAAAAACUCGGGACUCGCUCUGCGACUAAUGAAGGAAAAAAAAAACAAAGGAAGCUGCACAUUGAAGUGCAACCUUGGUUUUACUGUUCAUUAUCUUUCUUUUAAUUGCCUUCACACUGGUCAUUAUGAGAAAGCGAGACAGUUGCUAUCGCGGUCGUUAGUGUUUCAGUAUUUCCUUCCAGCAUGCUGUUUCCCUUUGUUGAAUCUUUAUUUAAAUACCUGCUUGUGUGCACCCGCAGUGUUGAAGCUGCUCCAAGUAGAAUGGUAGCUUGUGCCAGGUGAACCGUGCUCUAAUAAUAAUAAUAUAAUAUGUACCAUAUGACCAGUGUGUUCCCACUGCUAGGAACGUGUGUUGUAAUCAUUGUAACUGUUUGAUAUAUUUCAGAAAAAGUUCUUCUCAUUCUUUAAAGAUACUACAAAAUAAACAAAACUAUGUUUGCAGAGUCCUCUUUGUAGGCCUGAGUGAUAGCAGAUACAUGUGUUUCAACAAAAGUAUGGAAGAAAAGUCUCAAAUCUUCUGGGUUGACAUAAAGUUACAACCAUCAAAACAUGACACGUCAUUAAUUAUUCUUACUAACAGUACUGAAUGUCAAAAGACUCCAUGAAAGUAUUUACUCAAGAAUGUGAAAAACAAGUAGUGCAUUUCAGUGUUUUUAAGCUAUCGUCUGAAAUCCUUGUGGUUGAAUAUUUGUACGUGGUGAUUAAUCUGUUUUCAUGUUCCUCCGUGUACUUGUGUGUGUAUCUUUGUUUUGAAUGUACAGUACAAUAUGGGCCUCUAUCUCUUUCAAGUGGUGACCGUAUUGUUUGUUCUGUCUAUAAAGGAUCAAUUGUUAAUUCGGACCGUAGUCUCAUUUCUUUGCUCGUACAACCAAUGAAUAAACAAUUUUGAUGUCA
Molecule: messenger RNA, 3774 nt
Organism: Gasterosteus aculeatus aculeatus (three-spined stickleback)
Lineage: Eukaryota; Metazoa; Chordata; Actinopteri; Perciformes; Gasterosteidae
Gene: tacr3a
Product: tachykinin receptor 3a
Biological process (GO): positive regulation of flagellated sperm motility; G protein-coupled receptor signaling pathway
Cellular component (GO): sperm midpiece; plasma membrane
Molecular function (GO): tachykinin receptor activity
Source: RefSeq, a predicted model, not a curated record